CGUCCUUUUAUGACAGGCAUGCGACAAGGUCCUUGGUAACGCGAAGUGGCGCGACCCCGAGGCGUUGGAGCACUUGUCGCAAGAUACACCUAAUCCUACACUCUCGCGUAAAUAAAAAGAAACCACGCUCUACUAAAUAAUACUCGUCGACCCUACCUGCCGAAUCGGUAAGGCGAUGGCCAAUACGCAACUCAUGCAAGAGGAACUACAACAAAGUGUAGUACUAUCCGAAGAGGAUGCCGAGUUUGAGGAGGAUCUACCAGACACUAUGAUGGUAGAUAACAGCGGCCCCCUACCCUCGGGCAACUCAGGGGAUUCGGCCUAUAUAGUAGCCAAUCAUGUUGUACCAAGUUACAGUAAUGAUAGCACUGUGGGUGCCGACAUGGUACCCGUAGACGAAACGGCUUCGCACUACGCAGAAGGAGGAUUAGAUGGUGUGCCAGCUAGUGGUGGUGAAGCUGGUGAUCACGAUGGUGAGACCUCGGUCAGCGAUGGUGACAUCCAUGACGAUGACGAUGCCUCUGAUGUUGACGCAGAAGGAGAGGACGAUGACGAUGAAGAUGAAGACGAAAACGAGGGCGUUGGCGCCGUAAAGAUCAAACCUGGUCAUGAAGAGAGCGAUAGUGAUGAUGAUAGCAGCCUGGGGUCAGGCUCCACUCGGGAAUCAACAGAAUGGGAAGAAGUUGUCGAAAAUGAUGACGAAGAAGAAGAGGAAGACUCUGAUGCUGUUGACCCUAAUAACUGCAUAUUCUGUAAAAAGGCCGAGGAACACGAUCCGGGACCAGAAUUUGAGGCCCACCUUGCAUGCAAGAAAUGUGGUGAACAUGCUCACCAGCAAUGCGCCCGCGAAGAAGGAGCACUUGACGAUAAAAACAAUGCAUCGAUUUGGAGAUGCCCAGACUGCGCUGCUGGUGAUUCAGGAUCGGACUCGGAAGCGCCUUUCGAUCGCGAGGAAGCAGAAGGCGAUCAUGAUAUGGAACUAGAUGGUGCCGAUGAUAGUGAUUUAUCCCCUACUGCGACUAGUCUAUCAACCGCCCCUAAACUUGCCCGAGAUCUACUCCCUUCUCAACGCGGCAUGAAUAAGCCAGAUUCGCUACUCGACGGAGACCCUAUGGAUGGCUCGCGAGUCCUACGAAAAAGGAAGACGUCGUCACCUGAGGCGGAGGUAGACAUAGAGGAAGUAAUGUCGCUACGUAAGCGGAGAAAAAAUACCUCUGAUGAAUCUGCCCAAGACGAAGCUAUACAGGACACAGCAAAUUCGGCAGAAACGUCAAGCAGACCAAGGUCAGGGCGUGCCCUGCGACACAAGGCAUCAAGCUCGGAGGCUCUGUGUACGAUUGUUAAGAAGUCGCGCUCUAGCCUGCUGGUAAAGAUGCGGGUGAGCGCUACGGAAUUACAUAAACUUUCACACAACUCAAGAGCCCGGAGGAAACGAGCUGGCCGAGCAACUACAUCCCGAUCAUCUCGUUCAUCCAGAAAUGUCGCGUCAACACGAGCUGCGGCUGUUGCAGAACCACCCCCAAUUACACCAUUCUUUCCUUCCAGCUAUUCUCAACCAUUUUACUCCUUUUAUGAUAAAGAACCAGAUGAGCUUAAGGGCAAGCCAUACGGUGGAAUUCUAAGCGAGGAACAAGCGGAUACGACGAAGACGCUGCCUACUAAAGAUGACAGGCGACGGUUCGAUGAAGCGAAACAGAAGGCGGAAGAAGAAUGGAGGAAUAGAUUGCUUACGAUGCAAGCCGAAGCCGAGGUACCAGUAAAGAAGUCACGGAAGGCUUCUGGUCCCGCAAGCCAGAUUGAAUGCAUCGAAUUUGGCGGCUGGGAAAUAGACACCUGGUAUGCCGCACCGUACCCCGAAGAGUAUAGUCGCAACCGAGUCCUAUACAUUUGCGAAUUUUGCUUAAAAUACAUGAACUCGGAUUAUGUUGCCUGGCGACACAAGCUCAAAUGCGCCGCAAAGCACCCUCCUGGCGAUGAGAUAUAUCGACAUGGCUCAGUUUCCUUCUUCGAGGUUGAUGGUCGAAAAAAUCCAGUAUACUGUCAAAAUCUCUGCCUUCUAGCCAAGCUCUUCCUCGGCUCUAAGACGCUGUAUUACGAUGUUGAGCCGUUCCUAUUCUACGUCCUUUGCGAGUACGACGAUCUAGGUUAUCAUUUUGUCGGCUACUUUUCCAAAGAAAAGCGUGCGAGUAGUCAGAAUAAUGUGAGCUGCAUCCUCACAUUGCCUAUCCAUCAGCGAAAAGGUUACGGUCAUCUGCUUAUCGACUUCUCCUAUCUUUUAACAAAAGUAGAGGAGAAGACCGGCUCUCCUGAGAAGCCUCUAUCUGAUAUGGGCCUCGUAUCGUAUCGAAAUUAUUGGAGAUUAGUCAUGUGCAAGUACCUCAUUGAACACAUGCCUGAAAACAAGUUGCAGAGGAAGGGCCUGAGCAUUAGACAGAUAUCAGACGAUACAGGAAUGACCCCUGAUGAUGUUAUCUCAGCCCUCGAGGCACUCCGUUUCCUCGUUCGAGAUCCUGUCACUCAAGUCUACGCGUUCCGGAUUGAUAUAUCCUAUUGUCAUAAAGAAGUUGCGAAAUGGGAGGCAAAGAAUUACGUUAAGCUGAUUCCCAAAAAUCUCACAUGGAUGCCUUAUGUCAUGGGCCGUAGCAACGCUACAAAUUUCGAGUUAGGGCCAGCCCUUAACACGAUCGCUCCCCGCGAAGAGGACGAAGAGGUCAAAGCUGUCCAGACCCUGGCAGAGAGCGGCAUUGCGACCGGAGAUUUCGCUAUCCCGCAGCCUACCAGCCAGAAACCACCUCUAGGCGCCGAAUCAUCCGUCCUCGAAUCGACGGAACCAAAUGAUAAUGCCAUUAUCGAGCCCCCUGAGGAUAUAAAACCCAAUGGUAUUGGCAAGGAAAACGCAAAUGCUUCUGCAAGCCGGUCUGAAGACCCAAGUACUUCGGUUGGUGCUACUGCUCCUGCGAAUAUUCCAGACGACGAGAACGAUUGGCUUAAGCCAUACGAUACUAUCCCAACCAACAGAUUCCAAGUUUUCCCUCCGAUAAAUAACAGGCGUACGGCCAUUUCACGCCUCAACUCGAGUAUUGCUAGACCGCCUCUGCCGCGCAUCCCACCUCCAAGCUCGCGACGAACUGUACGACCCAAAGCUCGUCGCUCAGCAGCUGGCGGCUCUGUUCGGAAGUCGGCUCAGAAGACAACUUCAGGUAAACGUAAGCCUGGCGGCACCGGCCGUGGACCCGGUCGGUGGCCAAAGGGUACCAAGAAGAGUGAUUAUGGCAACGCGGAUAGCGGUCCUGGUUUACCACCGGCGUGGGUUGAGCGAAAGCGACUAGCAGAUCUAGCCACUACAGAUGAAAAUGACACCCAAGACACCGUCCAGGUGCAAGUCACAGAGGCCAGCAAGAAUCAGAAGGGCAAGCAAGUCGCAUCCUUCUCUGCCAAAUUUGAUGCCACAGCUGAUACUGCAACCAACAGCGGAGCCGCGUUGCCCGGCGAUGCUGAUGUCGAUGUGGAUAUGAGCGGAGUUGGUAGCUACCAAGAGGACGUAGGUGCAGAAACAAUAGAGACGUAGAGCGCCGUUUAUAGUCUCGGGCAGGCAUUGCAGUUGUUUGUAUUGUAUUCGAUGCAUAGUCGCGAUAGGUUUGGGCGAUUCGUAAAGAAGAUAUUCAUUGAUUCGCGGCACCGCGAGCUUAGGGAAUGUACAAAGCCAAGGGAACGGCGUAUGGCGAAGAAAUUUAGUUG
This is a messenger RNA of Daldinia decipiens, 3738 nucleotides long. RefSeq lists its product as uncharacterized. The transcript is spliced from 3 exons. Gene Ontology annotation, biological process: regulation of DNA-templated transcription. Lineage: Eukaryota; Fungi; Ascomycota; Sordariomycetes; Xylariales; Hypoxylaceae. Bases 176 to 3568 code for a protein of 1130 amino acids. The record is from RefSeq and is a predicted model, not a curated record. Gene Ontology annotation, molecular function: histone acetyltransferase activity.